Brienomyrus brachyistius is the source of this 2432-nucleotide messenger RNA. Its product is annotated as putative gustatory receptor clone PTE03. Gene Ontology annotation, cellular component: membrane. The record is from RefSeq and is a predicted model, not a curated record. Bases 294 to 1226 code for a protein of 310 amino acids. The transcript has a single exon. NCBI's taxonomy places the organism in Eukaryota, Metazoa, Chordata, Actinopteri, Osteoglossiformes, Mormyridae. Gene Ontology annotation, molecular function: G protein-coupled receptor activity; olfactory receptor activity. Gene Ontology annotation, biological process: G protein-coupled receptor signaling pathway.
UACUUUUGGGUGGGGAUUAAGAGUGCCAUUGGUUUUGCACAUCCAGAGCCUGGCAGACAUGCUGAUCAUAGACUUUCUAAAUAAUCGUUUUGUCCUUUCUUUUUUCAUUUUGUAACUUUCUUAAAUCUUAUUGUAGAUAAACAGUUGUGAUUGGAUGCACAAGGCAUUAAAAGGUACAUGAUGUGUACCUUUGAUUUGAGCCCAAUUUUCUUAUACUGAGGGGUCAGUAUAUUUAUGAUGUUUCACGGCAAAAAAAAUCUUAAAAAAAGGCCUGUCUUUUGCGAUCUCCUAAUAUGGAAAACUCAUCUCGUGCAAUAAUUUUUUUCCUCAGUGGUUUGAACGACACAAAAUCAAACAAAUUGGUUUAUUUUUCCUGUUCGUUUCUCAUCUACUUGUUUACAGUUUUUGUGAAUAUAACUCUGGUUGUGACUGUUAUGCUGGACAGAGUUCUGCAUGAGCCCAUGUACAUCUUCCUGUGUAAUCUGUGUGUCAAUGGGAUUUAUGGUGCUACAGGUUUCUACCCCAAGUUUCUCCUGGACCUCCUAUCAGAAUCUCACAUUAUCUCAUACAACACAUGUUUAGCUCAAAUUUUUUUGGUCUGCAUAUAUGUGUUUUGUCAGUUUUCUAUUCUGACAGUAAUGGCUUAUGACAGGUAUGUCGCAAUAUGCAAACCAUUGGAGUAUCACUCCAUUAUGACCCCUGGGAAGGUGGGAAAAUUGCUGCUGGUUCCUUGGCUGUUAUCUUUGUGUGAGACAUUAAUUGGGUAUAUUUUGAUAGCUAGGUUGCCUUUGUGUGGGUUCAAAAUUGAUAAGCUUUACUGCAACAACUGGGAUGUGGUGAAGCUCUCCUGUAUAGACACCAGUGUGAAUAACGUAUAUGGGUACUCCGUAAUUAUUGCUCAUUUCAUCCAAGCAUUGCUGAUUGUAAUCUCCUACUUCCACAUCAUCAGGACUUGCGUGCGAUCGAAGGCAGAGCAGAACAAAUUUAUGGAGACCUGCCUGCCCCAUGUGAUCACGCUGACUAGUUUCUAUCUAUUUGCUUCAUUCGAUGCCUUGUAUGCACGCUAUGGAUCCAGCAGCAGCCUGCAGGGUCUCCGUAACUUCUUCUCCAUAGAGUAUCUGAUCAUCCCUCCCCUGCUGGACCCCCUCAUUUACGGCCUCAAGCUGAAGCAGAUUCAGCGGAGUAUCAGGAGGCUGCUCAGCAGGAAAGUCAGUGCAGGGACAUAGAUUCUAGGAUGUUCUUCCUCUCAAUAUUUUGUUUGAGUAACCUUUUAUGUGUCACCAAUGCAAUUUAAAAAUGAGGCACGUUUAAGCAAAUCUAGGGUUCUGAGACUGAAUUAAUUAGUAUUUAAGUAUUUUAGUCUUUUUUAAUGUGACCUGUUUAUUCUGUUUACAUGCAUAUUGUAUGUUAUGCUGGGUUGGAGAAAAUACAAAACUAAUUUGUUUUCAUGAGAGUGACAGUAAAGAUAUCUAUGUUUCUGAUGUAAACAUUAAAUGCAUUUGGUAUAAAUGCUGUUACUUUACUGAUGAAUAUCAUCCUCAUCACGGAAAAGAAACGUAAUGUGUUUUUUCUGCUGAAUGAUUUUCCCCCAAUGAAAUGCUGUGGUUAGUGGUUAGUUGCCUCACGCCUCCUGAGAUCAGGGUUUGAGUCUCCCCCUCGGCUAUCUGUGGAGUUUGCAUGUUCUCCCCAUGUCGUCAUGGAAUUUCCUCCCACGGCAGAAAAACACGAUGACAUGAAGCUGCCAGAUUGUCCAUAGGUGUGAAUGAUGUGACACCCUGCGGUGGCCAAGUGAUUGAAUCAUUAAACAUUUUGUGUGAUUGACCCUUAAAGUGUAACUGUGGUGAUUUCAAAAUUAGUCAAAUUGAAGCAUGACGGGAGCUCGGUGUUAAAUGUGAGGUUCUAAUACUGAUGGCAACCUGAAAUGCGUUUGGCAGAAAUUCAGCUGCUGCUGUUAUUCUGGUUAUGAUCAGCCUUCUCACAGCUGUGGGAUAAAAGGUGAAGCUGUGCCCCCUUGUGUUCCUUACAGUGACACUGCAGGCCUCAGUAUGCAUGGGUGAUACGUUCCAAGACCUACUGCGAAUAGCUGAAUCUGUGGAUAAUAUCAGACCAUCUGUAAAUCCCAUAUAUGAAGUGAUUUCCAUGUGCAUAUAUAUGGCAAAAUUUCAUUGAAAAAUUUGAAUAUUUUUAACUAUGUAGUCAAAUGAAAUGCACCAAGUACCAAUGAUUCCCUGCCUUUCCUCUCCAACGGCUUCCCUGUGAGACGCCGCUGACUAAAUGUUUUUACUUUAGCUGUGAAUUCUGGGAUCCUGUUUAAUGUCACGACUGAAGCUCUCACACUGUUCACAACCAGGAAGGAAUACUAUUAGUUUCUAUUUAAUAUCUUUAAUAAAGCUCUAAUUUUAAUGCCUAAUAAAUGCAUGUUGAUAUAAACA